Molecule: messenger RNA, 4588 nt
Organism: Rattus norvegicus (Norway rat)
Lineage: Eukaryota; Metazoa; Chordata; Mammalia; Rodentia; Muridae
Source: RefSeq, a predicted model, not a curated record
UUGCUCUCUUUAAUGGCCUUUAUCCUGCCCCUAAAAUGGUCCUUCCACUGCGUCCCUCAACCCCACUGAGCUGGCAAUUCCUUUCACAUCGUUCCCUGUCAAGGGUCAUCCCCACACUUCGCGCCCAGCGCUGACUGUGAGGACUGACCGCACGGUGGCGCUAGGGAUCGCAGUGGACAAAUCACUACUGCUGCAAUCAGGUGACUGCGCUAACCCGAGGCUCGGGACUCGCCCUGGUGUCAGGGGCUCAGUCCCAGCACUUGGGAAGUGAAGGCAGAAAGAUCGGAAGUGUGAGGUUAUCUUCAGUUACGAGAGUUCAAGGCUAACCUGGGCUACAAGAGACCCUGCUCGAAAUAACAUGGCGAUGAACGUCCUCCAGGCAGCUCUUCCUUACUUGACAUCCACAUCCAUCCUUCUGCAGAGGACAGUCCCAGGCAUCUAGCACAGCACACGACACAGACAACAAGGGGCUGUCACCCGCCUGUGCUUCUUCCUAUAACUAAACACAGUGAGAAAGAUGGAGGACAGAGGCGGGAAGAGCCAGUUGCAGGAGCUGAAGCUCCCAGAGGUGAAGUGGCUUGCUCCAAGUCAUCAGGCCAGAAAGAGCAUCCGUAUCCCCAGAAACACAAGUGUCCCCCGAAAGCCGCAGAAGGAGAAAACUACAACACCCAUGACGCCCAGCGCUGCGUCUGCGCAUAGUGAUCAGUCCGCGAAACCCUACUCGCCAUCUAGCGGCGGCCUGGAGAAGCGCUCCGCUCGGAUCCCCGAGAGGCGGAGGACCCGCGGUGCACGCAGUCGGGAUAUUCCGCUGCAGCCGCGAAGCCGGGGGCCAAGAGCCGGAGCAGGAGCGGCUGCCGGGAUCGCAGCCCGCCGGGCCCGCCGCAACCAUGGGCAACCGCGGCAUGGAAGACCUCAUCCCGCUGGUUAACCGGUUACAGGACGCCUUCUCUGCCAUCGGCCAGAACGCGGACCUCGACUUGCCGCAGAUCGCCGUGGUAGGCGGCCAGAGCGCCGGCAAGAGCUCGGUGCUGGAGAAUUUCGUGGGCAGGGACUUCUUGCCCCGAGGAUCCGGCAUCGUCACCCGGCGUCCCCUGGUCCUGCAGCUGGUUAAUUCUACCACAGAAUAUGCCGAGUUCCUGCACUGCAAGGGGAAGAAAUUCACCGACUUCGAGGAGGUGCGCCUGGAGAUCGAGGCUGAGACCGACCGAGUCACUGGCACCAACAAGGGCAUUUCGCCUGUGCCCAUCAACCUGCGUGUCUACUCACCCCAUGUGCUCAACCUGACUCUAGUGGACCUGCCAGGAAUGACCAAGGUCCCAGUUGGGGACCAACCUCCUGACAUCGAGUUCCAGAUCCGGGACAUGCUUAUGCAGUUUGUCACUAAGGAGAACUGCCUUAUCCUGGCUGUGUCCCCUGCCAACUCGGACCUGGCCAACUCUGAUGCCCUCAAGAUCGCCAAGGAGGUGGACCCCCAGGGUCAGCGCACCAUUGGGGUCAUCACCAAGUUGGACCUGAUGGACGAGGGCACAGAUGCUCGGGAUGUGCUGGAGAACAAGCUGCUCCCAUUGCGCAGAGGCUACAUUGGCGUGGUGAACCGGAGCCAGAAGGACAUAGAUGGCAAGAAGGAUAUCACAGCCGCCUUGGCUGCCGAGCGCAAAUUCUUCCUCUCCCACCCAUCCUACCGCCACUUGGCUGACCGCAUGGGCACACCCUACCUGCAGAAGGUCCUCAACCAGCAACUGACCAACCACAUCCGGGACACGCUGCCGGGACUUCGGAACAAACUGCAGAGCCAGCUGCUGUCCAUUGAGAAGGAGGUGGACGAGUACAAGAACUUCCGACCGGAUGACCCAGCGCGCAAGACCAAGGCCCUGCUGCAGAUGGUCCAGCAGUUUGCAGUGGACUUCGAGAAGCGCAUUGAGGGUUCUGGAGACCAGAUCGACACUUAUGAACUGUCAGGUGGAGCCCGCAUUAACCGGAUCUUCCACGAACGCUUCCCUUUUGAGCUGGUUAAGAUGGAGUUUGAUGAGAAGGAACUGCGAAGGGAGAUCAGCUACGCUAUCAAGAACAUUCAUGGCAUCAGGACAGGCCUCUUCACUCCUGACCUCGCUUUUGAAGCCACAGUGAAAAAGCAGGUGCAGAAGCUCAAAGAGCCCAGUAUCAAGUGUGUGGACAUGGUAGUCAGUGAGCUCACGUCCACCAUCAGAAAGUGUAGUGAAAAGCUCCAGCAAUACCCCCGUCUGCGGGAGGAAAUGGAACGGAUUGUGACCACCCACAUCCGAGAACGUGAGGGCCGCACCAAGGAGCAGGUCAUGCUUCUCAUCGACAUUGAGUUGGCUUACAUGAAUACCAACCAUGAAGACUUCAUAGGCUUUGCCAAUGCUCAGCAGAGAAGCAACCAGAUGAACAAGAAGAAGACUUCAGGGAACCAGGAUGAGAUUCUGGUCAUUCGAAAGGGGUGGCUGACCAUCAACAACAUCGGCAUCAUGAAGGGAGGCUCCAAGGAGUACUGGUUUGUGUUGACUGCUGAGAAUCUGUCCUGGUACAAGGACGAUGAGGAGAAAGAGAAGAAGUACAUGCUGUCUGUGGAUAAUCUGAAGCUGCGUGAUGUGGAGAAGGGCUUCAUGUCAAGCAAGCAUAUUUUUGCCCUCUUCAACACUGAGCAGAGGAAUGUCUACAAGGAUUACCGGCAGCUGGAACUGGCCUGUGAGACACAGGAGGAGGUGGACAGUUGGAAGGCUUCCUUUCUGAGGGCUGGCGUGUACCCUGAGCGUGUUGGGGACAAGGAGAAAGCCAGUGAGACUGAGGAGAACGGCUCUGACAGCUUCAUGCACUCCAUGGACCCUCAGCUGGAGCGCCAGGUGGAGACCAUCCGGAACCUGGUAGACUCGUACAUGGCCAUUGUCAACAAGACUGUACGGGAUCUCAUGCCCAAGACCAUCAUGCACCUCAUGAUCAACAAUACCAAGGAGUUUAUCUUCUCUGAGCUGCUGGCCAACCUGUACUCUUGCGGGGACCAGAACACGCUGAUGGAAGAAUCGGCCGAACAGGCUCAGCGGCGCGACGAGAUGCUGCGUAUGUACCACGCACUGAAGGAGGCGCUCAGCAUUAUCGGCGACAUCAACACGACCACCGUCAGCACGCCCAUGCCCCCGCCCGUGGACGACUCCUGGCUGCAGGUGCAGAGCGUACCGGCCGGACGCAGGUCGCCCACGUCCAGCCCCACGCCGCAGCGCCGAGCCCCCGCCGUGCCCCCAGCCCGGCCCGGGUCGCGGGGCCCUGCUCCUGGGCCUCCGCCUGCUGGAUCCGCCCUGGGGGGGGCUCCCCCCGUGCCCUCCAGGCCGGGGGCUUCCCCUGACCCCUUUGGCCCCCCUCCCCAGGUGCCCUCGCGCCCCAACCGCGCCCCGCCUGGGGUCCCCAGCAGGAAGGGCCCAGCCUCACCUACGAGACCUGCAGCCCCCCGACCAUCGGAGGCUCCCCUCUUAGACUUAUAAGUCUGUGGCUACAGGCAUCGGCUGCCUGCCUCCUAGCCUCCCCAGGGUCCCCUCAGAGGACUCCUGGGCUUUCUGACCACCUGAGGGGCCUCCAGCGCUCCCUCCAGCCAUCCCCUUUAGCUUCGAUCUCCUGGUUCAAACACUACUGGCCUCAUGGCUGUUACAUGGGACUCCCUGAGGCUUGGGGUGGCCCUGAGCCAGUGAGAUGGGAAACAGAGUGAGCAGAAAAGAGGGAGGCCCUGUGGUGCAUUGCCUGGGUGGUGUGUGAGAGGCCGUGUGUGUGGCAAGAGAGGGCCACCCAGCCUCUCCCCAGACUACCCUCUAGUUACCGCCCAGCACCUCCCAUCUUCCAUUCAUCAACUGCCCGUCUCUUCCGGGAACCUUGCCCACAUCCACACCUGCCUCAUCCCCUCUGCCUCUGCUGAAGGUGGCUACUCUUGCCUUACCAGCUCUCCUUCCUUUUCUUUCUUCGGUUCUCUCUUGGCUUUCUCUCCAACUGCCAGCCGAUCGGGUCAGGCAAGUCCGUCCCGUCCUGAGAGCCCCAGGCCCCCCUUCGACCUCUAACCAGAUCCCUCCUACUCCUCGGAGACCUCCCUUAUCAAGCCUGCCUGGACAGCUGUUCUGUGACUUGACAGUGGCUCCCCCGACCCCAAAGCGUCCUAUUCAUCAUCUGUGACUUAGUCUGUUGUAGUGGUGAGCUGAUACAUCCAAAUGUGAUGUUGGUGAAAACUUGUGCCCCUCUGUGGUAUUGCUCCUGCGACAUUCUAUAAAUAUCUAUAAAUAUACCUAUAUAUACAUAUAUAUACAUAUAUAUGGCUGACACAGCCUCGCCUGUAGUGUCAGAAUCAACCACCAUGCUGUCCUUGUGGAGUCCUGUGGUCCAACUACAAGGGAACGCUGUCAUCCUGACAUCCCCCCUCCAAUGUGCCACCUCCAGUGAGCCUCCCUGUCCCUUGGCCUGUGGACAGCCAUCCCCUUGGCCAUCCCCACCCUGCACAAGGGGAUGCUGCACCAGCAGCUGUGCGGUUCUCUGAUGGCCACCAGUCUUGCUGUCUCUUGGCUGAGAAUAAAACCCAUUUCUGGACAAUGGGGAA